AUUCUGUCCUUGAUAGAGCGCAACAAUUGAUGUUGUUUGGUACAUAGUUAUGUUCCUUCUGAUUACAGUGCUUGUUAACUUGGCUUUGUCAGCUACCUUUGCCAACGCCAUUUUUCCAGACAUUACAUUACACGAGUGUGCUUUAACAAAAGGAUGCUUAAGACCUGCUAUGUGUACCGAGUCAUCUUGUGCAUUUCUUGUCACCUGGAAGUUGGUGUCCGUGAAGUCUGAAAAUUACGUGGAAUUUGAGCUUAGAGGGAAUGUUCAAAAAGUUACAGGCUUUAUAGCGCUGGCUUUUUCAAAAGAUCAAAGAGUGGGUGACGAUGGUGUCGUUGGCUGUUAUUAUCAAUCAUCAACAAAUACUGUGAAUAUUCGGGCUGGAUAUAAUGAUAUAGCUGGUAAAACUACGAAUUUCUAUAAUGGACCAGAUGAAGAAUUAUUAAUAACAGAUGGUGAGAAUUUAGGUGGUACAUUUAAUGCAAUGGAUGGUACAUUACAAUGUCGUUUUAGACGACGUGUUCGACCACUGGAUACGAUUCAUCAAUUAAUGGAUUUAACAUCACCGAAUGCAUAUCAUUUGAUUGUUACUCGUGGUGUUGAACGUAAAAAAGAUGGAUUCGGUCGUCCUUUUGCUGGUGGAGAAUCAGUGUCUCAACGUCCGGUUGUCAUUACUUCACCUAUUUAUGGAAGUAUGACAGGUAUAAUUGGUCGUGGUUCCGCAAUUGCUAAAACUCAUGGAUGUCUUAUGGUAUUAGCUUGGGUAUUAUGCGCUAGUAUUGGUAUUAUACUAGCUCGUUAUUAUAAAGAUGUAUGGCCUAAUUCUGGCCUAUUAGGUGAACGUGUCUGGUUUCAAUCUCAUAGAAUAUUACAAGGCAUAUGUGUCGGUUUAACGUGUAUUAGUAUAAUUUUGAUUUUUAUCUAUUGUGAAGGAUAUUCACAAGCAACAGCAUAUCCAUAUUACAUACAUCCAAUACUUGGUUUAAUUGUCUUCUCUUUGGCUUUGAUUAAUCCAAUUAUCGCAUUAUGCCGUUGUAAUCCAGCCCAUGAAUACAGACCUUGGUUUAAUUGGAUACAUUUUUUCAUUGGGACAUUUGCUUAUGUACUAUCUGUACCAACAAUGAUGUUAGGUUUACGUAUGCCUGCUGCUGGUCUUCAACUACAAUUUAUUAAUUAUCCAUUAUGGAUUUUAAUAUUUUUUGUAAUCUUCCAAUUUAUUAUUGAAAUUACUCUGGAGAUACAUGGAUGUUUCUAUUAUCGUCGAAAUAAAAAUAAGCGUCGAACAUAUGUACUAGAGAUUGAUCAGUAUCAAGCUGCAAAACGUUUAAACAACGCACGUCAACCAAGACCUCCAGAACCGGAACCUUCUGGUCGCAUGUUCAAAUAUUUCAUAAUUGGACUCCAUGCUACAGUUUGCGCAAUUGUUGCCGUUAUCCUCGUCAUAAUCAUAGCAGUCAAUUAAUAGUUAUUUUCUGUUUAGCUUUUACACUACUUAACUGUUUUAUCAGUAGUCUAAGUAACUAUUGUAAAUGUGCCUUAUAUACAAAUGUCUCAUCUAUAACUGGCCAUAUUUCUUUACAUUAUCGUUAUCGUUUACAUGUAUUCCGUUUCUUUUUUUUCGUUAAAUCUUAAUCAAUUUUUUCGCGCGUGUAUCCGUGACCUCUCAUUUUAUCGCUGGACAUAUAAUUAAUGAGUACAAUUUCAGCUGUAACGUGUAAAACGUCAUCGAGUUCGAAAAAACAUUUCACAGAUAUUGAAAAAAACGCGAGGAAAAUAACUUUAUUCAUAAAUAAUAACCUUGAAUGACGCAAGUUAGUUUAUUUUAUUGGAGUUCCUCCAGAAAACCCUUCUAUCCUUCUAAAUAUUGCUUAUAACUUGUUUUAAGUUCAAUUGGUUUUUUGUGCCUUGUUUUAAGGAUUAAUGGGACAAAGAAGAGGUAAAUACGACUUACCUUUAAAGAUUCUUCUGUGAAACAAAAUAUUUCUUGUCGACGAGUACACACAAACACGUUAGUGGUGAUAUAUCACGUAUAUAUAUAACAUUUAUGCACCACACUAAUAUUUAUAAUGCUGCACCAUUAUUAUUAUUAUUAUUAUUAUUAUUAUUAUUAUUAUUAUUAUUAUUAUUAUUAUUAUUAUUAUUAUUUACCAUUGUUCUUAGCAUUAACAACGUUUUUAUCUCUCCAAUUCAACCAGUAUUUACACAAAUAUUUAUCAGUGCCGUCAUGUAUUAUUAUUGAUAACGAAUUCGGUUAUAUACACUUUCAAGAUCCAUAGCUUCUGUUUUUUAUAUUAAAAACCGUUCAUUUACAAAAAACAACUCCCUUGAUGCUUUCUCUUUCUUUCAUUCCACUACUGUUUAUCGUUGUUUAUACCUUUUCAGUUCAUUAUAUCUAUCUCAUUUUCCAGUUAUUUAACCCUUACCAAAACAAUUGUUUAUUCUUGAUACGCAUAUGCUCUCUUCUCUCCCCCUAUAUGCUAUACCUUUUUGUUAUUCUUCAAACACAAUCGUGUUGUUGUCCUGACAUUUAGGUUUAUUUGCCGAAUUUGUUAACUUAUUUAUCAUUUUUUCUCUACCUUAAUUUUUUACACUAUUCGUUUGUGCGCCGGCUAAUUUUGUCUUGUUUUUGCUUUUGGUUCAAAUCCUUUUUAAUUUAAACUGAAUAAAAUGAGAAAAGAUGUUUAUAUAUAAUACAUAUAUACAUAUACAAUCAA
Molecule: messenger RNA, 2711 nt
Organism: Schistosoma margrebowiei
Lineage: Eukaryota; Metazoa; Platyhelminthes; Trematoda; Strigeidida; Schistosomatidae
Source: the annotation of a GenBank genome assembly